Messenger RNA from Trichophyton benhamiae CBS 112371, 3996 nucleotides. Its product is annotated as ABC multidrug transporter, putative. Bases 1 to 3996 code for a protein of 1331 amino acids. Gene Ontology annotation, molecular function: ABC-type transporter activity; ATP hydrolysis activity; ATP binding. Gene Ontology annotation, cellular component: membrane. Lineage: Eukaryota; Fungi; Ascomycota; Eurotiomycetes; Onygenales; Arthrodermataceae. Gene Ontology annotation, biological process: transmembrane transport. The record is from RefSeq and is a predicted model, not a curated record. The transcript has 2 exons.
AUGGCUGAAGUGAGCGAGAAGCCGAAUACCCAGGAUGACGGUGUCAGCAAGCAGGAAAAUCGAAACCCAGCUUCGUCGGCUUCGUCAACUUCCGAUAAGGAAAAGGUUGCUAAGAAGGGGAACUCGGAUGCCACAAAAAACUCAACCCCGGAGGACCUAGAUGCUCAACUUGCUCACCUGCCGGAGCACGAACGAGAGAUACUCAAGCAGCAGUUGUUCAUCCCAGAGGUCAAGGCUACCUACGGCACAUUAUUUCGAUAUGCAACCAGGAACGAUAUGAUAUUCCUCGCCAUUGUUUCUUUAGCUUCUAUUGCAGCCGGUGCUGCCCUACCACUAUUCACAGUCCUUUUUGGUUCCCUCGCUGGUACAUUUCGAGAUAUUGCACUCCAUAGAAUCACCUAUGAUGAGUUCAAUAGUAUAUUAACGAGAAAUUCCCUCUACUUCGUCUACCUUGGAAUCGCCCAAUUCGUUCUCCUCUAUGUAUCCACCGUGGGUUUCAUCUACGUGGGUGAACACAUCACUCAGAAGAUACGUGCAAAAUACCUCCAUGCCAUCCUACGCCAGAACAUCGGUUUCUUCGAUAAGCUUGGGGCGGGAGAAGUCACCACCCGCAUCACGGCAGACACGAAUCUUAUUCAAGAUGGAAUAUCAGAAAAGGUCGGCUUGACUCUGACUGCCCUAUCGACCUUCUUCAGCGCGUUCAUUAUCGGAUACGUCAGAUACUGGAAACUCGCACUGAUCUGCAGCUCGACUAUCGUUGCGAUGGUUCUGGUUAUGGGUGGUAUAUCUAGGUUCGUGGUCAAGUCUGGGAGGAUGACGUUGGUAAGCUAUGGUGAAGGAGGCACCGUCGCAGAGGAAGUGAUCAGCUCUAUCAGAAAUGCCACUGCCUUUGGAACUCAAGAGAAACUUGCAAGACAGUACGAAGUGCAUUUAAAGGAAGCGAGAAAAUGGGGUCGCAGGCUUCAAAUGAUGUUGGGCAUCAUGUUUGGCUCCAUGAUGGCUAUCAUGUACUCAAACUACGGUCUCGGAUUUUGGAUGGGGUCACGCUUCCUCGUCGGUGGUGAAACGGACCUGUCUGCCAUCAUCAACAUCCUCCUUGCGAUUGUUAUCGGAUCCUUUAGCAUUGGAAACGUUGCUCCCAAUACCCAGGCUUUUGCUUCUGCUAUUUCCGCCGGUGCUAAGAUUUUCAGCACCAUCGACCGUGUUUCCGCAAUUGACCCAGGUUCUGAUGAGGGAGAUACCAUUGAAAACGUGGAGGGAACUAUCGAGUUCCGUGGUAUUAAGCAUAUCUACCCAUCCCGCCCUGAGGUUGUUGUCAUGGAAGAUAUUAACCUGGUUGUCCCCAAGGGCAAAACUACUGCUCUUGUUGGCCCCUCGGGUUCCGGAAAGAGUACCGUUGUUGGGUUGUUGGAGCGAUUCUAUAACCCAGUUUCUGGUUCCGUUCUUCUGGAUGGCCGUGAUAUCAAGACUCUCAACCUCCGAUGGCUCCGUCAACAAAUUUCCCUUGUCAGCCAAGAACCUACGUUAUUCGGAACUACUAUUUUUGAAAACAUUCGAUUAGGGUUGAUUGGGUCCCCAAUGGAAAAUGAAUCCGAAGAGCAAAUCAAGGAACGGAUCGUCAGUGCAGCCAAGGAGGCCAAUGCUCAUGACUUCAUUAUGGGCCUGCCGGAUGGCUAUGCAACGGAUGUCGGUCAGCGUGGCUUCCUUUUAUCCGGUGGUCAGAAGCAGCGUAUUGCUAUUGCUCGUGCCAUUGUAAGCGAUCCUAAAAUAUUACUGCUUGAUGAAGCCACGUCUGCUCUUGAUACCAAGUCCGAGGGUGUAGUACAAGCCGCUCUGGAUGCUGCCUCCAGAGGAAGAACCACUAUUGUCAUCGCCCACCGUUUAUCCACUAUUAAAUCCGCUGAUAACAUUGUUGUGAUUGUCGGUGGCCGCAUCGCUGAACAGGGUACUCAUGAUGAGCUCGUUGAUAAGAAAGGCACAUACCUUCAACUCGUUGAGGCUCAAAGGAUCAACGAGGAGCGUGGAGAAGAAUCCGAGGAUGAGGCCGUGCUCGAGAAGGAGAAGGAAAUCUCGCGUCAGAUUUCCGUUCCUGCAAAGAGUGUUAACUCCGGAAAAUACGCUGAUGAAGAUGUUGAGGCCAAUCUCGGACGAAUAGAUACCAAGAAGUCCCUCUCGAGCGUCAUACUGUCCCAAAAACGUGGUCAAGAGAAAGAAACAGAAUACUCGCUUGGCACUUUGAUACGAUUCAUCGCUGGAUUCAACAAGCCAGAGAGAUUGAUAAUGCUCUGUGGAUUCUUCUUUGCCAUUCUUUCUGGUGCUGGCCAGCCCGUUCAAUCCGUCUUCUUCGCCAAGGGUAUUACAACACUUUCUCUCCCGCCAUCAUUAUAUGGCAAAUUGCGCGAAGAUGCCAAUUUUUGGUCCCUGAUGUUUUUGAUGUUGGGUCUUGUCCAACUGAUUACGCAGUCCGCCCAGGGCGUUAUCUUCGCUCUUUGCUCUGAGAGUUUGAUUUAUCGAGCACGCAGCAAAUCCUUCCGUGCAAUGCUUCGACAAGAUAUUGCCUUCUUUGAUCUCCCUGAGAACAGCACUGGCGCAUUAACCUCAUUCCUCUCAACCGAAACCAAGCAUCUUUCUGGUGUGAGCGGCGCCACUCUCGGAACCAUCCUGAUGGUUAGCACUACUCUCAUCGUGGCACUGACUGUUGCUCUCGCCUUUGGAUGGAAACUUGCCCUUGUCUGCAUUUCCACUGUGCCUGUCCUUCUUCUCUGCGGAUUCUAUCGAUUUUGGAUUCUCGCACAAUUCCAGAGAAGAGCAAAGAAGGCAUAUGAGUCUUCUGCAAGCUACGCGUGUGAAGCCACUUCCUCUAUCCGCACUGUUGCUUCUCUUACUAGAGAAAAAGGUGUAAUGGAGAUUUACGAAGGCCAACUUAACGAUCAGGCAAAGAAGAGUUUGAGAUCUGUUGCCAAAUCCUCGCUUCUAUAUGCUGCUUCGCAGUCUUUCUCGUUCUUCUGUCUCGCUCUUGGCUUCUGGUAUGGUGGUGGCCUGCUUGGAAAGGGAGAAUAUAACUCAUUCCAAUUUUUCUUGUGUAUCUCCUGCGUCAUCUUCGGCUCUCAGUCUGCUGGAAUUGUGUUUUCCUUCUCACCUGAUAUGGGCAAGGCAAAGAGUGCAGCCGCUGAUUUCAAGAAGCUGUUUGACCGCGUGCCAACGAUUGACAUCGAGUCGCCUGAUGGCGAAAAGCUUGAAACCGUUGAAGGCACUAUUGAGUUCCGCGAUGUGCAUUUCAGGUACCCCACACGCCCAGAACAGCCUGUGCUUCGUGGCCUCAACCUCACUGUCAAGCCUGGCCAGUAUGUCGCAUUGGUUGGGCCUAGUGGGUGUGGCAAAAGUACUACCAUUGCUCUUGUAGAAAGGUUCUACGACACAUUAUCUGGCGGUGUAUAUAUUGAUGGAAAGGACAUUUCAAGGCUUAACGUUAACUCUUAUCGAAGUCACCUUGCACUCGUUAGCCAGGAGCCAACUCUCUACCAAGGAACUAUCCGGGAUAACGUUCUCCUCGGAGUCGACAGAGAUGAUGUCCCUGAUGAGCAAGUCUUUGCCGCAUGCAAGGCUGCCAACAUAUAUGACUUCAUCAUGUCCCUGCCCGAUGGCUUUGCUACUAUUGUCGGGAGCAAGGGAAGUAUGCUGUCUGGUGGGCAGAAGCAACGUAUUGCGAUCGCCCGUGCUUUAAUACGAGACCCAAAGGUUCUCCUCCUUGACGAGGCUACAUCUGCACUUGACUCUGAAUCCGAAAAGGUGGUUCAAGCCGCCCUUGAUGCCGCUGCGAAGGGUCGAACGACCAUUGCUGUUGCUCACCGACUCAGUACUAUUCAAAAGGCAGACGUUAUAUACGUCUUCGAUCAGGGCCGCAUUGUUGAAAGUGGCACUCAUCACGAACUCCUCCAAAAUAAGGGCCGAUACUAUGAGUUGGUUCAUAUGCAAAGCCUUGAGAAAACUCACUAA